AACACAACCGUAGAAGAUGAAGGCAGACAGCAAUACACAUUUCGUACUAGUGCAUGGUGGCUGCCAUGGAGCUUGGAGCUGGUUCAAACUCUCAACGUUGCUCACGUCAGCCGGUCACCAAGUCACAGCCAUUGAUCUUGCCGCUUGUGGGGUCCACCCGAAGCGAAUCAACGAGAUCGGCUCAUUCCACGACUAUACUCAACCAUUGAUGGAUUUAAUGGCUUCUCUUUCACCUCACAAAAGGGUGAUCCUGGUGGGCCACAGCUUCGGUGGUGUUGUCAUUUCUCUAGCUAUGGAGAGAUUUCCAGAAAAGAUCUUGGUGGCCGUUUUCGUCACCGCCGUUAUGCCGAAUCUUGCAUCUCCACCGUCCAUUAUCGUGAAAGAGGUAUUCCAAAGAUUGGACACUCUGUUGGAUUGCCGAUUUGAGUAUGAUGAAAGGCUGGAGAACGCUCUAACCUCAGUGAUCUUUGGCCCCACGUUCAUGGCAACAAAGCUUUAUCAAUGCUGCUCACCCGAGGAUCAUACAUUGGGCACGAUGUUGGUGAGGCCUGGGAAGCCAUUCCAAGAAGACACAUCCAAGGAAAACAUGCUUUCAAAGGAGAAUUACGGGUCAGUUAGCCGAGUUUACAUAGUAUGCAAGGAAGAUGAGUUGAUAAAAGAGGAUUUACAGCAUUGGAUUAUUGCGAACAACCCACCCAAAGAGGUGAUGGAGAUUGACGGAUCUGAUCACAUGGUCAUGCUCUCAAAGCCUCGAGAACUGUGCGACUGCCUCUUGGAGGUUGCUGAGAGAUAUGCUUGACUGGGGUCUUUACAAUAUUGUAAUAUGUUGCUUAGUUGCAGGUAGAAUUGGAGAUGGGGCCAUGUAGACGUGUCACAGUGGGCCCUAUGC
Messenger RNA from Magnolia sinica, 889 nucleotides. RefSeq names its product methyl jasmonate esterase 1-like. Gene Ontology annotation, molecular function: methyl jasmonate esterase activity; methyl salicylate esterase activity; methyl indole-3-acetate esterase activity. NCBI's taxonomy places the organism in Eukaryota, Viridiplantae, Streptophyta, Magnoliopsida, Magnoliales, Magnoliaceae. Bases 17 to 799 code for a protein of 260 amino acids. Gene Ontology annotation, biological process: salicylic acid metabolic process; jasmonic acid metabolic process. The record is from RefSeq and is a predicted model, not a curated record. The transcript is spliced from 3 exons.